Molecule: messenger RNA, 3471 nt
Organism: Orbicella faveolata
Lineage: Eukaryota; Metazoa; Cnidaria; Anthozoa; Scleractinia; Merulinidae
Product: synaptotagmin-6-like
Biological process (GO): calcium-ion regulated exocytosis
Cellular component (GO): exocytic vesicle; plasma membrane
Molecular function (GO): SNARE binding; calcium ion binding; calcium-dependent phospholipid binding
Source: RefSeq, a predicted model, not a curated record
UAAAAAAAAAAAUGACUGAAUUACAGGCAUUUAGUGAUCAUCCCUAAAAGAGUUUUCCCUGUAGUUAUUUCAGCCCAAUUUGACGAUUAAGACCCAUUGUAAACAAUAUUUGGGGUUCAAAACGAAAUCUCAAACGUUAUUUGAACUGAAAACCCGAUCGCAUAACUUGAAUUUUUCGCACAAGCAAUAACUUCCUUAUAGACGGAAGAACAGAGGAAGAAGCCGGUCUUUUCAAACCUCCACCGCGCGCGCCCAAAAACCACACACCAUCGAAGCAUACUAUCGCUUUGAACAUUAUGAAUCCUAAAAUACACGGUUCAUUUUACUCUGCUUAAACUAAAAGAUAUAGGACCGCUGAAGCUAUAUUAGUUCUGGCGCAAAAACAUCGGUGACGCACAUUCUUUAGGUAAUUCGGAAAUAGGCCUCAGUUGAUUUCAAGUGGCGAGGAGGUUGGAAUGGAAAUUUUACGAAGGCGACUAAAUCAAUUUUAAUUGUAGUUUAGAAAACUUUUCUCUCGCGUGGUGACUUUUGUUACGAUGGCAUUUGUUAAAGAAACGAUGCACAGUGCGUUAGAAUGGGACGGAUGAUCAGCAAAGACGAUUUCUGGACGAUUUUUGAUCCUAGAUAAGGCUGAAGAAUUUCCACGCGAUACAAGGGUAUGAGAUUCAAUAACGUCACAACAACAGCCAGUUUCACAGCCACAUUAAGAGAUUCUAAAAAGAGCACGGAGCAUCUGGAAUGGGUGUUUAUUCUCGUGGCUGUAGUUGGCGGAAUACUCUUUGGCGUGGUUGUUCUUCUCCUCGUGUAUCACGCGCGUGGCAGGUGUAAACGGGAAAAAAAGCCAGAAAGAACGGUGCCUCGGGUGUCAUUCAAACUCCCGCCACCAAAACUGGAGGCAUUCGCGAUUGCCACGCAGACGAGAUAUCCACAGCAAGAGCAAGAAGGACUGGAGGAAUAUCUGAAUCCUGAGAUCUAUAGAGAAGAGGAGAAGGAAGCAGGGUCACCCUUCACAGGCUCAGCUAGACUCUGCUUUUCAUUACGUUACGACAAAUUCAAUGAAGAACUAAUGGUGUGCCUCAUUCGAGCCACGCGCCUAAGCCCAAUUGGUGAAAAUGUCACCGUGACGCCGUACGUAAAAAUAUUUCUUCUACCGGACAAGAGACGCAAAGUUCAGUCCCGAGUGCUGCGUAGAACUUCAAAUCCUCAGUUCUUUGAAGAUUUUAUAUUCAUGGUUCCACCCGACGACUUACCUAACAGAACACUGGAAUUCACUGUGUGCGAAUUCGACCGAUUUUCCCGCCAACAGGUCAUUGGUCACGUGACGUAUCCUCUUAAAGGGGUAAAUGUGUCGACGUUGCCACAAGGGACGGGAGAGAUCUGGGUCGAUAUCAAGAGCGAAGAUUUCAAGAGUGGCGUGGACAAGGGAGAAUUGCUGUUUUCCCUUCAGUUCCUUCCUACUGCAUGCAGACUUACAGUAGCUGUUCUCAAGGCUAAAGAUUUGAAGUUAAAUGGAGACGGAACAGAUUUAGAUCCAUAUGUCAAAGUGUCCAUGAUAAUGGGAGGAAAAACCUUAAAAAAGCGAAAAACAGUUAUCAACAAGAAGACUGCAUUUCCGGUGUACAACGAAGCGUUUGUCUUCACCAUUCUUCCCACGUGCCUCGAUCGUGUCAGUUUCAUGUUGUCUGUGUACACGGUACCGAGGCUCGGAGGAUCAAAGAAACUGAUUGGUCGAGCAGUUGUUGGACCAUACAUGUAUUCUACCGGUCAAGGGCUCGCUCACUGGAACGAUAUGAUUUCUUCGCCUCGAAGUGCUGUAGCACAGUGGCACACGCUUAUAUGAGGUGGUAACAGACGAUAAUGACAUUGAGUUUCGAAUCUAGUGCCACGCUUGCCUCAAUAUGAAAGCUAACCCCAACCCUAAAGGUAAACCUAAGCAUACCGGAGUGCUAUUGAAGCUAACAUGAGAGCUAAUCAGGUUAACUGGAGUGCUAAUCAAGGAUCAAGCUAAACAGAGUGUUAUUCAGGCUAACCGCCAUACUAAUCAAGCUACUGGCGGAGUGCUGUUGAGACUAAAAAUAACUCGACUUCGGUAUUUUUAACUUGAACACACGAAAUAACAGCACUAGACAGAAAGUCGCCUUCGUAAUUUUCCAUAUUACAAACUUGUCAAAGGCUUGACUCAAACUGGCUGCAAAAGCCUUGCUCACGCAGCAUCAGGGCAGCGUCGUUUUAACAUGUAUGAGUCGAUAUAAGCAAAACAAAAAAAGCAACAACAACAAAACAUUUAUCAAAUAUAGUGCACAAAGGUGUUGUUGAUAUUGUUGGUCUGUUUCAAAACAGAGGACCUCGAGUCUCGAACUAAAACCACGAUGACGAAAGUACCCACAAGAUGUGAAAUAUGAAACAGCAUAGAGAAUUAAAUCAGUCCUUUUUAACGACAAGAGGCUACAAGAAGGAUCCAUCUUCCCAUUAAUGGGAUGUAACUACUGUAGAUAAUUCAUCAGUUAAUAGCGGUUACUAUGUUUUAACGAAAUGUUAGUAUAUUUAAUGAUGUUUAAUGUACAUCAUUUCAAAAAAUAACAAUGUGUUAUUUUUACCAUUUUUAUAUUCAAUUACUGAUUUUUGAUAGUUAUAUGACAGAGGUGAAGCUACAAAACGUUUAGAAAACUGAAUACCGCAAAUACCAAACAAACAAACUCGGCGUUAGGUAGUAUUUCCCCUAACAGUUAUAAGGUCUUAUAAGACAGCACUGCGGUCUACAACAAGCCAGUCUACUGCACAAUGUUAGCUUUAUAUUUAUAGAAAACUCUUAAAUAUUCAUUUGAUAUAAUAGUGUUCUGCUCUGUUGAAAAACACGCUAUGUAGAUGAGGGAGUCACAAUGGCAUGAAAAGAAAACAAGAUUACAGGAGUUGUCUUCACUUUUAAGCUCCGUCGACCACACGGCGCCGGAGAUAUUUGAAAACGGUGUUUUCAGUCUGAAACUGCAUCAAAUCUUUUCCGUCCACACUACGCCAGAGAAAUUUAAGAACGCAACAAUCACCGGUCACUUUGCAUUUGUGUUUGAGGAAAACUCGUGCAGGGAAAUCACAUCGUUCUCGAAACUGCUCCGCCGUUUUCAACAUUUUUUCUGUCCACACCAAAACGCUAAGCCGGCGUUUUCAAAUUCCUCCAGUUCGAAGAACGUUUUCGCCGGAAUUGGCUCCGUUUUCGUGACGGAUUAGUUGGACGGUAGGCCAAAUCGUCAAAAUAAAAUUGCGUUUUCAAUUUUUCCGCCGUAGUCUGGAUGGGGCCUCAUAAAUGGCAAACUAUUUGAAGCUUUUUUUUCCUACUAUGGCCGUAUGUUCGGGAUACGGGAUAUUUGGGUAAAACAAUUAACGGGAAUCGGGAUAUUUGGGGGACUUAUUUUAGGGAUAUGGGAUGGUAAAGGAGCUCAGUCACGGUUUGCGCAUAUUGAAAAGUUUAGCCCCAAU